CAGAAACACAGACCAAAAAAAAAAGACUUAUAAAAACGAAGAAGACAAAGAAACCGGGGCACACAAGGGGAGGGAGAGACUGGUAGGAAGAGAUGAGAAACGGCAAAGGAAGACAGUAUUGUUACAGAGAGAUUUUGCCAUUUGCAGCGAUGGUAAUAGUGGAGUGUGCCAACGUGGGUAAUAGCACUCUGUUUAAAGCUGCCUCUGAUCAAGGAAUGAGCUUCAUGGUCUUCGUUGUCUACUCUUUCGGUUUAUGCAGUCUCGCUCUCAUACCCAUCGCCUUCAUUUUCCACAGGAAUACUCCGCUUCCUCGGUUCACUUUACCAGUCUUUGGUAGAGUUUGUCUUCUUGGCGUUCUUGGAUUUGCAGCUCAAAUGCUUGGUUGUAAGGGGCUUGAAUACGGUUCGCCUACUCUAUCUUAUGCUCUCAGCAAUCUCCUACCAGCUUUUACCUUCGCACUCGCCAUUAUCUUCAGAAUGGAAAAGCUGGACUUAAAAAGUUUUACCAGUCAGGCCAAAAUCCUAGGCACUUUGGUAUCUAUAUCAGGUGCACUCGUGGUGGUUCUGUACAAAGGUCUGCCAGUUAUAAGAACUUCUUCACAGUACCAAUCUCUUAAGCAGCCUGUGGGAUUAGUAUCAUCACAAUCAAAUUGGGCUCUAGGAGGCCUUCUCCUUGCCUUAGACUAUCUCGUAUUAUCCAUUUGGUACAUUGUUCAGACUCAGACGGUCAAGAUGUAUCCAGCAGAGUUUCUAGUUGUACUUUUCUACACUGCAGGUGUGACGAUUGUAUCUGCUCCAGUGUGUUUCUUUCUGGAGCCGGAUUUAAAAACUUGGAGUAUAUCGACAACAAUAAUGCUUAUCUCACUUUUAUAUGCUGCUAUCAUUGGUACAGGUUUUGGUACAGUUGUACACACCUGGGGCCUGAAAGUAAAAGGCCCCGUCUAUGUAGCAUUAUUUCGACCACUGUCGAUAGCCAUUGCUGCUUUCAUGGGUGUUGUUUUCCUUGGUGAUACGCUCUAUCUUGGAAGUGUGAUUGGAGCUAUACUGAUUUCCAUCGGAUUUUAUGUCGUCUCGUGGGGAAAAGCGCAAGAGGAAAUGAGUGAGGAUGGGGGAGUUCUCAGAAUUGAGUCAGCUGCCUCUGAAAAUGUCCCUCUAUUAGGAUGAAGUUGGUUAUGCAUAGAUAGUAGGUAAUAUUUCCUAAAUUACAAAUAAAAUUGGCAGUUAUACUUGAAGGUGGAAACUAGGCAAAUGGAACGGGAUGAUGAUGGAUUUUUAAAUUUCAUCCUCCCAUUUCCAUAGGGCUAGCAGCAGAGUGUUUGUAAAUAUAUGUAUUUGUUUGCUACUAGUCACUAGUGGCUCUGUAAGGAAAGCUAUAACCUAGAAGAAGGUCAUAGUGUUUCUUAAACACGGAUUUCAACUGCUCUUUUUUUCCUUUUAA
This is a messenger RNA of Coffea eugenioides, 1437 nucleotides long. RefSeq names its product WAT1-related protein At5g40230-like. Bases 93 to 1163 code for a protein of 356 amino acids. The record is from RefSeq and is a predicted model, not a curated record. The transcript is spliced from 7 exons. Gene Ontology annotation, molecular function: transmembrane transporter activity. Gene Ontology annotation, cellular component: plasma membrane. NCBI's taxonomy places the organism in Eukaryota, Viridiplantae, Streptophyta, Magnoliopsida, Gentianales, Rubiaceae.